Mycetomoellerius zeteki is the source of this 788-nucleotide messenger RNA. RefSeq names its product prefoldin subunit mgr (gene mgr). Gene Ontology annotation, biological process: microtubule-based process; tubulin complex assembly; protein folding. Bases 106 to 669 code for a protein of 187 amino acids. Gene Ontology annotation, cellular component: cytoplasm; prefoldin complex. Gene Ontology annotation, molecular function: tubulin binding. The record is from RefSeq and is a predicted model, not a curated record. Lineage: Eukaryota; Metazoa; Arthropoda; Insecta; Hymenoptera; Formicidae. The transcript has 3 exons.
AGGAGCAAGUAGGAAUUUGCAAGAGCAUUUGUGACUCGUGAAUCACGUUAGUGUGCGAGACAGAGCGUAGAGGAGUGCACUUCAGAGGUAUAUAGGAGAUUCAAGAUGGAAGACGGUGACAAUAAAGUGGAAAUUGAAUUAGGUAAAGAUAGGAAGUCGUACGCCGGUAUACCGGAGGCUGAUUUUGUGGACGAUGUCGAGGCUUUUAUGGCAAAACCAGAAAACGAUUCUGUGGACAAAGUACUCAGAAAGCUGGACGAGAGCCAUGGAAAGUACAAGUUUAUGGAGUUUAACCUAGUCAACAAACGAAGACGCUUAAAAUCACAAAUACCAGAUCUCGAAAGAUCUUUAGAGAUGAUCGAGAAAUUACAGAUUGAGAAGAGUACCUUAGAAACGCAAUUUUUAUUAUCAGAACAAGUUUACGCAAAAGCCAUAAUACCACCUACCGACAAAGUGUGUUUAUGGUUAGGCGCUAAUGUCAUGCUAGAAUAUACCUUAGACGAUGCCCAAGAAGUGCUGACCAAAAAUAUUGAGGCGGCCAAGAAGAAUUUAGGAUAUGUAGAGCACGAUCUAGAUUUUGUUCGGGAUCAAUAUACCACUGUGGAAGUAAAUAUGGCACGUAUCUACAAUUGGGAAGUGAAGCGCAGACAAGCAGCAAAAUCCACAUGAAAUUAUCAAUCUUACUCGCACUCGGAUCUGCCUAAAGCCAAGAGAAUAUCUACUGUAUCAUGAAGAAUAAAAUUCGUCAAUAUGCAGCAUUAUUGAAAUUCGUGGAAGAUUAAAAAAUU